Messenger RNA from Thalassophryne amazonica, 1669 nucleotides. It is a transcript of the gene fam72a, whose product is annotated as family with sequence similarity 72 member A. Gene Ontology annotation, cellular component: cytosol. NCBI's taxonomy places the organism in Eukaryota, Metazoa, Chordata, Actinopteri, Batrachoidiformes, Batrachoididae. The record is from RefSeq and is a predicted model, not a curated record. The coding region runs from base 367 to 816 and encodes 149 amino acids. The transcript has 4 exons.
UUUUAAAGAUAGUUUCAGGAAGCGCUGUUAAAUAUCAGGAAGUUGUAAACAAAAGAUGACAGCUAGCUGUUAACCAGCUGAAUGAAUGUUGAGCGCAUCGUUCAAAACAGGCCAGUUAUUUGUCUGUUGUGUUAAAGCAAUAAAUAAUAGGGCUAAGUUAAAAUUACAUUUUAAUUAGCGCUUCGCUGGAGGCGACGUUUCUAUGCUUGCUGACUCAACAAGCUAACUAGCCUUGUUUUUGCUAACAAGGACGUUGCAGCGAGCUGUCUGCUCUGACGGAGUGAGUAAAAGUAGUGUUCGGGUCUGAUUGUCGAGUGAGGUCGAACAGACAGAGUUUCUCCGGUUUUUUUCAUUGUCAGGAUCGUCAUGUCGACAUCUAACGCAAAUUUUAAAAACAAGUGUGUGAGCCAGGUGAACUGCAUCUUCUGUGACAGUCUGCUGUGCACCAGAGGGAUGAAGGCUGUGCUUCUGGCUGACACCGAGGUGGAACUGUUUUCCACUGAUAUCCCUCCAAAUAGAACUGUUGACUUUGUUGCCAGCUGCUACUCCACUGAAAGCUGCAAAUGCAAAUUGAGAGACAUCGCCUGUCUCAAAUGUGGUAAUGUUGUGGGCUAUCAUGUCGUGGCCCCCUGUAAACCCUGCCUGCUUUCCUGCAACAAUGGUCACUUCUGGAUGUUCAAUAGUGAUGCCGUUUCUACACUCAACAGACUGGAUGCAACAGGUCUGAAUCUGCUGCUGUGGGGAGAUCUUCCUGAGCUGGAUGAUAGCGAGAACGAGGACUCAGAAAGCCUGUCAGAGGAGGAGUGCAUCAGGUAAAGAGGGAAACUGCACAUGAGAGGUGGUUCACCGACUUCAGAGGUGGAAAUUGAUAAGGGUUGAAGGUCUACUUGACGUGUGAGAGAAAAGAAAUGCCUUAAAGGGCAAUUCAACACUGACUGGUGUAGGGCAGGAAUGUGCUCUGCAGGGGUGACGCAUGAAAAUAUGGCACACAUCUCAGUGUGCAUGCAUCAGUGACGCUACAGCAGGUGCUUUGCCUCUGAUAGCUUGAGAACAACACGUGCUGUGACAUCACUUAUCUGGGUGUCGUCAGAUAUAAUCAAGAAAUUAAGGUAUAUACACGAGUAUUUCAGUGUUGAAUUAUCCUUUAACUUGAGUUCAUGCCUUUCAACAUCAUGUUUUACUGUUUAAAGCACAGAUGCACACAGUCAUAAUUUGUUCUGUUUUUUGUUGUUGCUGUCUGGGCUAUCGUGUAUUAUGCAGUGGAAGUAGACUGAACAUUUCAGACAAGUGUCUGUUCUGCUUUUCAUAGUAUAAUUUUGAUCAGGAGUGUGCUAUGAUACCUUUAUUUUUCUCUCCUCAUCAGUACAUGCUGUGUUUUAGCCACAAUAUUUACCUUCAGCCCAUUUUUGUGAUAAGAUUAUCACAUUUUUUCUUAAUGGUAGUUGCAAUCUGUGCACUAAAAUGCUGUAAUAUAGCUUCAAAAAGCAAAAGCUGACAUUGACUUUCAGGUUCUCAAAUCUUUCUGUGUGGCUGGGUGCUGACUGUAUUUUUUUAUUUAAAUUUUUUUUCUCAAUCAUGUUUUGGAGAAAUAGCACAACUAUAGAAUAUCUACUCGCAAGCUCUGUGCAUUUAAGGGACUAUUUAUUACAGGUUGCAUUGCGUCGUUUUG